Capsicum annuum is the source of this 1522-nucleotide messenger RNA. Its product is annotated as aspartic proteinase PCS1. Gene Ontology annotation, molecular function: aspartic-type endopeptidase activity. The transcript has a single exon. Lineage: Eukaryota; Viridiplantae; Streptophyta; Magnoliopsida; Solanales; Solanaceae. The record is from RefSeq and is a predicted model, not a curated record. Gene Ontology annotation, biological process: proteolysis. Bases 49 to 1338 code for a protein of 429 amino acids.
CCAAACACCCCACUCCACUACACCAAAAUCUUGAAUUUUCUCUUCACCAUGGCAACUUACAAAGCUUUCUUGAUUUUCUUUCUAAAUAUUCUUCAUCUAUCAAUAUCCAAAAAAAUUCAAGAAAACACACCCCUUUCACUUUCUUUUCCAAUUAAAACAACCCCUUUAUCUCAAAAUUUGAAAAUAAAUUUUCUAUCUUCAUCAAAAGCCAUGACAAAGCCACCAUCAUCUUUGAACUAUAAAUCAAAUUUCAAAUAUUCAAUGGCUCUUAUUGUUACACUUCCAAUAGGUACACCUCCACAAGAUCAACAAAUGGUUUUAGAUACUGGUAGUCAACUUUCUUGGAUUCAAUGUAAUAAAAAAAAAUUACCAAAAAUACCCCCAUCAACAAUAUUUGAUCCUUCUUUAUCCUCUUCAUUUUCUGUUUUACCAUGCAAUCAUCCUUUAUGUAAACCACGUAUACCUGAUUUUACCCUCCCAACUUCAUGUGACCAAAAUAGUCUCUGUCAUUAUUCUUACUUCUAUGCUGAUGGUACAUUAGCUGAGGGUAAUCUUGUCAAAGAGAAAAUUACUUUUUUGAAUUCCCAAAAUACCCCUCCUUUGAUCCUAGGUUGCACGACGGAGUCGCGCGACGCGGAGGGUAUUUUGGGAAUGAAUCUUGGUAGGUUCUCAUUCGCCUCGCAAGCAAAGGUGCAAAAGUUCUCGUACUGUGUGCCAAAUCGACAGGGGAAAGUUAGUCCAAGUGGGACGUUUUACCUAGGUCAAAACCCUAAUUCACAUAUGUUUAAAUAUAUUAAUCUUUUGACUUUUCCUCGAAGUCAACGUAUGCCAAAUUUGGACCCCCUAGCAUAUACUAUUGGCAUGGUGGGGAUAAAAAUUGGAGGGAAAAAAUUGAAUAUCUCCGAGAAGGUUUUCCGGCCGGACGCGGGUGGUUCCGGCCAGACGAUGAUCGAUUCGGGGACCCAAUACACUUUUCUAGUAGAGGAGGCGUAUGAUAAAGUCCGAGAUGAAAUUGUUAGGUUAGUAGGUCCAAAAUUGAAGAAGGGGUACGUAUAUGGUCAAUCGCUCGAUAUGUGCUUCGAUGCUGUAAAUUCCAUAGAGGCUGGUCGAUCGAUAGGGGAUAUGACACUAGAAUUUGAGAAUGGAAUUGAAAUAUUGGUCAAUAAAGAGAAUAUGUUGGAUGAUGUAGGUGGAGGAGUUCAUUGUUUGGGGAUUGGAAAAUCAGAAAAACUUGGAGUAGCAAGUAAUAUUAUUGGUAAUUUUCAUCAACAAAAUUUGUGGGUUGAAUUUGAUUUGAGUAAUAAAAGAGUUGGGUUUGGGAAAGUAGAGUGUAAGUAGGGACAGACUAUAGUGUUAGUGAUUAGUUGUUGUCACAUAUUGUAAGUGCUUGUUUUGAGUACAUAUUUUUAUUAAUACUUUUGAAGAAAAAAAAAGGUGUAUAUGUUAAUCUAGAGGGGUUGUUGGGGCUUGUGUUUUGUGUAAAUAAAAUAUUUUCCUUUAUAUAAUAGAAAAUUUCAUAAAA